UUCAAUGGAUGGUGGCAUGCACCAAACACAAUCAUCUUCAGGGAGAGCCUUGCCCCCUGAUUCAGAAGAGUUCUCUACCUUCUGCAACCAACUCCUCCAUAAUUCUGCACCACUUGGGAUGGACCCGAAUGAUUCCGGGUCGGAUUUCACCCCACAUAACCCGGUUUCCUCUUCGAAUUUCCAUUUCUCUGAUCCCCAUCAUGCUAAUCCUUACAUCCCUCACUCUGAUGCCAACUCCUUCAAACAACACCCCAUUGUUUCACCUGUUGAGAAGAAUGUGGAGGGUUCAGUGUUGCCAUCAAAACCUGUCCCAGCACCACGUACUUCAUCAAAGAGAAGCAGAGCUGCAGAGUUCCAUAAUUUGUCUGAAAAGAGAAGGAGGAGUAGGAUUAACGAGAAAAUGAAAGCCUUGCAGAAUUUAAUUCCAAAUUCUAAUAAGACGGACAAAGCUUCAAUGCUAGACGAGGCCAUAGAAUAUUUAAAGCAGCUUCAGCUUCAAGUUCAGAUGUUAAUGGUGAGAAAUGGUUUGAGCUGGCAUCCAAUGUCUUUGCCAGGUGGACUGAGACCUAUGAUAUUGCCUCAGACUGGGUUGAACCUUGAUGAGGGCAAUGGAUUUCAGAAUUCCACCAGUGCAGUUGCCUCAACAGCAAAUGAUGAAAGCUUAGUGCGACAUGCUUUCAGUUUCCCAAGGCAAUGUAGCAUCUCAAAUCAGGCUAUUAUCAUACCCUCACUGACAAAUAAGGCUACUUCGGACAUCUCAUCUAGUUUUCAACCCACUAUAAAGGAUACACUCUACAGCAACAUGCCACAAGCGUUUUUGGAUACAACAAAGAUUGGAAAAACCCCUUCUCCAGACGUGUCUUAAAGAGCAUGAUUUCAUCAGGGAUAUAAAGAUUUUUUAU
This is a messenger RNA of Abrus precatorius (Indian licorice), 902 nucleotides long. RefSeq names its product transcription factor SPATULA-like. The record is from RefSeq and is a predicted model, not a curated record. The coding region runs from base 5 to 865 and encodes 286 amino acids. Gene Ontology annotation, molecular function: protein dimerization activity. Gene Ontology annotation, cellular component: nucleus. The transcript is spliced from 6 exons. NCBI's taxonomy places the organism in Eukaryota, Viridiplantae, Streptophyta, Magnoliopsida, Fabales, Fabaceae.